Molecule: messenger RNA, 867 nt
Organism: Penicillium malachiteum
Lineage: Eukaryota; Fungi; Ascomycota; Eurotiomycetes; Eurotiales; Aspergillaceae
Product: carbon-nitrogen hydrolase family protein
Exons: 4
Coding region: 1-867 (288 amino acids)
Molecular function (GO): hydrolase activity, acting on carbon-nitrogen (but not peptide) bonds, in linear amides
Source: RefSeq, a predicted model, not a curated record
AUGUCAACUCGCCGAGUCGCAAUCAUCCAAUGGCAUAUCAAGGAACUCGCCAUAGAGGAAAACCACGCUACAGCAUGCAAUUAUAUCAGGGAAGCAGCAUCCCAAGGAGCUGAAUUAGCCGUUCUCCCUGAAUACCAUCUAAGUGGCUGGGCUCCGACAGAUGAACUCUGGUCCACACAAGCUGGGCAAUCAUCCCAAUACCUCAAAAACUACCAGUCGCUUGCAAAGGAACUCAAAAUUUGUCUGGUACCAGGAACAAUCAUCGAAAAGGAAAUCGGAGCCAAUAACAGCACACUCUUCUACAACACGGCGUACUUCAUCUCCAAUGAUGGGACUAUCCUUGGAAAGUACCGCAAAAAGAACAUCUGGCACCCUGAGCGCCCACAUCUAGUAUCUUCGGGAUCAGAGAGCCACGCGGCGAUAGAUACGCCAAUUGGGCGAAUCGGGAUGCUCAUCUGUUGGGACUUGGCAUUUCCUGAGGCAUUUCGGGAAUUAAUUGCUGAUGGGGCGGAAAUUGUUAUUAUUCCUACUUUCUGGACUCCAAACGAUGCAUCCGCUGAUGCAUUACGGCAUAAUCCCGCAUCGGAGGCUUUGUUCCUCUCUUCGACCCUGACAUCACGCUGCUAUGAGAAUACCUGUGGUAUCAUCUUCGUGAAUGCGGCUGGACCAGCAGAGAACUUCCUGGGUAUGUCGCAAGUGACCCUACCGAUUGUUGGACCAGUAGCGAAGAUGGGAAAUGAGGAAGGUUUUCUUGUUGCCGAUAUGGAUUUGGGAUUAUUGGAUAUUGCAGAGAGGAAUUACAAGGUUCGGGAGGAUAUUCAAGCGGAAGGGUGGCACUACGUGUAUCGGCAUACAUCAAGUCAGUAA